Molecule: messenger RNA, 4165 nt
Organism: Tupaia belangeri chinensis (Chinese tree shrew)
Lineage: Eukaryota; Metazoa; Chordata; Mammalia; Scandentia; Tupaiidae
Gene: PPARD
Product: peroxisome proliferator activated receptor delta
Exons: 9
Coding region: 1004-2329 (441 amino acids)
Biological process (GO): cell differentiation; negative regulation of inflammatory response; positive regulation of transcription by RNA polymerase II
Cellular component (GO): nucleus
Molecular function (GO): RNA polymerase II cis-regulatory region sequence-specific DNA binding; zinc ion binding; nuclear receptor activity
Source: RefSeq, a predicted model, not a curated record
GUUUGCUCUGCUGGCACCCCGCCGCGAUGCCUCUGCGCCACCCGCUUUGGACCCCUGUAACUGCUUGAGUCCGAACCGCGGGCCUCCCUCCACCCGACUCCUGCCCCCUCUUGGGCCUCGUGGCCCCGUCUCCUCCCACUUCUCUGAGUCUCGUCUCGGUCGUGGCGUCCACUCCCCUCUCCUGCUUCUGACCUCUUCCUUCGUCCCUUUCUGGUGUCCCCAAACCACCGCCUUGUCUACGUGAAGCUCUCCUUGGGAUCUCCUCUGACCCCGGCGUAUCCUUGGCUCCUGCCUUCCUCGUCCUGUCCUCCGUCUUGGCGCUCUUCCCUCAUUCCUGCCCUUUGCUUCUCCUGCUGCCAGACCCCUCCCCGCGUUCCGGUCACCCAUCCUCUUCCUCAGGGUGCUGUGAGGCUUUUCCAUCCGUGCCUGCUGUCCCUGUCCGCCUAAGCCUCUCCUGCCCUGGCUCCCAGAGGCCCUGUGUUUCCCUUCUCUGAUUUCCUUCACAUCUGCCCUGUCCCCUGCAUUCCUGUCACCCACUUCGUUUCCGCUCCCGGUUCUUGGCCUCCGCUUCUGGGGGAAGCCUGAGCUGCACAGCACUUCUCUGCUGUCCCUUAACCUGCAGCCGAGAUACCCCCGGAGGGAGGGGGUUGCAACUCCCCCUCCCCCCCACUGAGUGGAGGGCCGAGGUGUGAAGUAACAGCCUCCUCAGGAAGAAUCGCCUCUGCCCAGCCUUCCAUUGCCACCUGUGGUCCCGUAGACCUCUUUGCAGAGGGCCUGCUGGAGGACGGCCAGUGUCAGGCACUGGUCUGGGAAGUGAGUGUCACGUGGUGUUUUGGGCAUGCACAUAGUACCCACGCAGUGGCUUUUAUUCACCGACAGAUGAAGACCGAUGCACUGAAGAGGCCGACGGGCUCUGCCCUGUAGAGGUCCGUCUGCGCCCAGACCCAGAUGAUGCCAGAGCUAUGACCGGGCCUGCAGGCGUGGUGCCGAGGGGAGAUCAGCCAUGGAGCAGCCACAGGAGGAGACCCCUGAGGUCCGGGAAGAGGAGGAGAAGGAGGAAGUGGCCGAGGCUGAAGGAUCCCCAGAGCUCAACGGGGGACCAGAGCACCCACUUCCCUCCAGCAGCUACACAGACCUCUCCCAGAGCUCCUCGCCAUCCUCACUGCUGGACCAGCUGCAGACAGGCUGUGAUGGGGCCUCAGGCGGCAGCCUCAACAUGGAGUGCCGGGUGUGCGGGGACAAGGCAUCGGGCUUCCACUACGGCGUCCACGCGUGUGAGGGCUGCAAGGGCUUCUUCCGCCGGACGAUCCGCAUGAAGCUGGAGUACGAGAAGUGCGAGCGGAGCUGCAAGAUCCAGAAGAAGAACCGCAACAAGUGCCAGUACUGCCGCUUCCAGAAAUGCCUGGCCCUGGGCAUGUCGCACAACGCCAUCCGCUUUGGCCGGAUGCCAGAGGCUGAGAAGCGGAAGCUGGUGGCGGGGCUGACGGCAAGCGAGGGGAGCCAGCACAACCCCCAGGUGGCUGACCUGAAGGCCUUCUCCAAGCACAUCUACCACGCCUACCUGAAAAACUUCAACAUGACCAAAAAGAAGGCCCGCAGCAUCCUCACCGGCAAGGCCAGCCACACGGCGCCCUUUGUCAUCCACGACAUCGAGACGUUGUGGCAGGCGGAGAAGGGCCUGGUGUGGAAGCAGCUGGUGAACGGCCUGCCGCCCUACAAGGAGAUCAGCGUGCACGUCUUCUACCGCUGCCAGUGCACCACGGUGGAGACCGUGCGGGAGCUCACCGAGUUCGCCAAGAGCAUCCCCAGCUUCGGCAGCCUCUUCCUGAACGAUCAGGUGACCCUCCUCAAGUAUGGCGUGCACGAGGCCAUCUUCGCCAUGCUGGCCUCCAUCGUCAACAAAGACGGGCUGCUGGUGGCCAACGGCAGUGGCUUCGUCACCCGUGAGUUCCUGCGCAGCAUCCGCAAGCCCUUCAGUGACAUCAUCGAGCCCAAGUUCGAGUUUGCUGUCAAGUUCAACGCGCUGGAACUUGACGACAGCGACCUGGCUCUGUUCAUCGCGGCCAUCAUUCUGUGCGGAGACCGGCCGGGCCUCAUGAACGUGCCACAGGUGGAGGCCAUCCAGGACACCAUCCUGCGUGCCCUCGAGUUCCACCUGCAGGCCAACCACCCAGACGCCCAGUACCUCUUCCCCAAGCUGCUGCAGAAGAUGGCCGACCUGCGGCAGCUGGUCACCGAGCACGCCCAGAUGAUGCAGCGGAUCAAGAAGACCGAGACAGAGACCUCGCUGCACCCCCUGCUCCAGGAGAUCUACAAGGACAUGUACUGAGGGGUGGCACCCAGGCCUCCCGCAGGCUCCAGUGGGUCGGGCACUGGGGGAGCCGCUCCUGAGACUUUCCGUUGGCCAGCCGUGAGCGCUCGGCACGGCCUGGGGCGGCGGCUCUCAGACACACACGCCUCUGCCUCCCUUUCUUCCUCUCCUGAACCCCCAGCCCUGUCUGUCUGUGUUGUGUCCCUCUCUCUCGGUCUCUCUGUUUCUCUUGCCUCCUUUUCGCUCUCCCCUGGCCCCGCGUCUGUGCGUCUGUCCCUCUCUCGUUCUGUUUGAGUUACUUCACCAGCAGCGUAGAACAGGACCUCUGCUUGUGCCCACCUUCCCCGGGAGCAGAAGGGGACCUUAGCGCACCUGCAGGCUUAGGGGCCUCGCCGUCCCGUCUUCAGAGCAGACGUGAGCCAGCCAAAGAAACACUAAGCUCUGUGGGCCUGGCUUCCCAGGGAAGCCACGUGAGGCCUGCACUGACCACAGCAGCCACCUGUAGUCAUGGGGUCCCUGCUGCAGAGUGCCAGGGGCCCGGGCUGAGAGCCAGACUGUCACCACCCACCCAAGGCCGACAGCCCGAGUCAGCCAGCAGCCCCAGCAGCAGCGCGUCCCUGCCUGCCGACACCCAGCACCCUUCCGUUCCGCACACCAGUCUUCCCGGCCAAGGUCACUGACGGCCCCUGCGCUGGCCGCUGGGGACACCCCCCGCCUGGAAGGGGGUGGAGUUCCCUCCAGGUGGGGGACACGAGCCCCUGUUGGAGAGGAGCAAGUCUCGAGGGAGGAAUGGGCGACCGGUGGGGAAGGAGAGUAGUCACUUCACUGUGGCCCCAGGACUCGGGCUCAGAAGCCAGGGAGGGCUUGGCAGCCUCCCCUGUCAGCACCCCACAUUGUGACCGCUCCUUUAUCUGGCCAGGACGCUGGCACUGGCCCCAGCUCCUGCCCUGACACUCCCUGGAGCGGCCACUCCGCCGUACCCCCAAGCACUGAGAUCACUUUACCUGCAGGUGCCCUGUGCCCUCCUCCCCCAGUGAGUGCCCGGAGACAGGCCACGCAGCCCGAGGUGGCAGGCAGGGCUGUGCUACUGUCCCUGUGCUGGGCCGGCUCUGCCCAGCAGCUGCACCCGACGGGCCUCCAGGACUGACACUGCAACAUCCACGUGGCCCCGUGGCUCUGCCGCCACCCCCACCAUGUUUGGCCAGCUCGUCACCUGGCACUGUCCUUGCACAGCCUCUGGUGACCAGGGACCUUGCUGGACCCAGGCCCUCACCUCCGGCCCCAGCUCCUGCCCUCUUCUGCUCCAUGCGGAGGUGCACGCCCCUCUGGGGAGGGCCUGGCACAGCUGGGGUGCUGAGCAGGAGGGCGGCGCCAGCCAGGCUACUCUUCCAGGAGAAAACUGGCCUGCAGGGCCGGGUGGGCCGGGGUCUCCGAGCAGGGUGGCGGCAGAACUGGGCUUAGAGCCAGUGUCCUGGGUCUUGUCUGUCCUCCCCCACUGACCAGCUCCAGGAGGGAGAGUCCUGGGCAGAGUCCAGCAUCUGCCCUGCCGGCCCUGUGGCCUUCCGCACCCCCCAGGGCCCUGCUCCCCUGGCAGGUUCUUCCCUCUCACCCGCUGACCAGCAACUGGGGUCCGGCCCGGGCCCAGGCUGUGAAGGGGGAGCUGCUGUGCCUGACGCUCCCCACCAGGCCCUGACCGGCCCAGGGCUGGUGCUGAGAACACAGCUCUUCUCUGUCUGAACAAUCUCCAGAAUUAAAAUGUAUAUUUUUGCUAGGAGCCCCAGCUUCCUGUGUUUUUAAUAUAAAUAGUGUAUACAGACUGAUGGAACUUUAAAUAAAUGGGAAUUAAAUAUUUAA